UGAAGUUACUGCGACUCAUCUGCAAACUUGCGCCUGGCAAACAACAGCUCAGAACUAUUUACUUCAUUUAUCUGCUUCAACUGCGGCAGCUCUUCCUCACUUGCACGAUAGAACAGAAUCUGAAGGCUGUGUGGUCUGUAAUCAGGAGGCGCAUCACAUCGAUGCGCUGAUUUCUACACAGCUCCGUAUUCUCGAAUUUUAUACCACCACUUAUUUCAUCCUGUCGCCAUCACUCCAGAUAUGAGCGAUCUUCAGAAAAACUUUGCAAAAUCUCGAUUGACUAGAUUACCUCCGGAGGUACUGGUAUUUGAUGGACUAGGUGAGGAUAGAGAGAAUGAUCAUGAUGGUAGUACCACCUCCAUACAUCACGAACGUCAAGAUGAUGAUUCGUCCUCAGCUUCAUCCGUAUCCUCCACGGGAACAGUGAUACCAUCCGCAAGCCAAAACUUAUUUGCACGUCCACCCAGGUCGGCAUCCGCAAGAUCAGAAGCUACUCCAUUACCAUGGAUAGACUUCUUUGACCAGGAGCUUUUCCUAGAAGAGGAUAUCGAGGGUUUACACAUCUCCCACCAUGCGUACAUCAGUGCCCCUUCAGAGUCCGGCCCUUUGUUCGUCACCCACCACGGUGCUGGAUCGUCCGGCCUUUCAUUUGCUGCCUGUGCAGCGGAAAUUAAGAAGAUCCUCCCUACUGCUGGCGUAUUAUCUCUAGAUGCGCGAAACCAUGGAAGUACCUCCGUCAGAAGAAAGAGUCAAGGUGCGGAAGACAAUUCACAGGUAGAGAUAGAUCUAAGCCUCGAGACGUUAUCUCGUGAUUUACUCUUCGUGAUCGACCAAACCCGAAUAAAGAUGAACUGGGAAUCGCUCCCGGACGUCGUUUUCGUUGGCCACAGCUUGGGCGGAGCUGUGGUCACCGAAGCUGCGAAGAAAGGUGAACUUGGAUCGAAGCUCCUGGCUUAUGCCGUUUUAGACGUCGUUGAAGGUUCCGCGAUGGAUGGGCUUCAAAGUAUGGAAACAUACCUUUCUACCCGGCCGUCUAGCUUUCCCUCCUUGGCUUCCGGGAUUAGUUGGUACACCCGAUCACGAACUAUCCGCAAUACCUUGUCUGCACGAGUGUCUGUACCAUCCCUCCUCCGUGAAGAUCCUUCCGAUACGUCUAGACCGUGGAAGUGGCGCACAGACCUAGCCGCUACGAAACCAUUUUGGGAGAAUUGGUUCAUAGGCCUUAGCAAGAAGUUUCUCCAAGCCCGCGGGGGCAAACUGCUGCUGCUUGCUGGAACGGACCGUCUUGACAAAGAGCUUAUGAUCGGGCAAAUGCAGGGCAAAUAUCAACUCCAAGUGUUCCCCGAAUCAGGCCACUUUAUCCAGGAAGACCAGCCCGCAAAGACAGCACAGAUCCUCGUCGACUUCUAUAAGCGAAAUGACAGAAGCGCUCUCGUCCUUCCGCCCAAAGUCGGUGAUGUGUUGGCGGCACAGGCUAUGGCGAAAGGAGUUGGGGCCGGCGGGCAUGGGGGCAUGGGGGCGGAUUCCCACCAAGCAACUGGACAAAGUCAGACCCCUGAUUAACUGUACCUAAUUCAGGGAGUUGUUUUGCGGGCGAAAGCAUGAAUGCAUUUUUAACUCCUUUUAGUGAAGCGCAUUUCUGCAUGAAUAUUGACAUAGGCGGCAUCGUAUUACCGAAAGCUGCCUGUGGCCUCUGCUUCAUACCAGAAAAUUUGAAAGAACUAUGGACGCGCCAACAUCCGCGCGCGGAAGGGAUGACGGCAGGAAGGACCCUCAUUCUAUUGUCAGUUUACUUUGUGAGCGACUCGCGCGACUAUAUUAUAGAACCAAUUGUUGUCGCGUUGAGAUAAAAUAAAGAUACGUUGCUAAAAACUUCCAUGGGGCGGAGGCUAGGAAAAGAAGGGAAAAAAUCAUUUUGAAAGGAAGCGACCAUACCCACGGGAAUGAAAAGCCUAAAGAAAUCUCAUAAAAACAAAAUUACCGCCCCCCCCCCUUCUUCGCCCUUCCCAUAAAUAGUAAAGUGCCCAAGGUUUGAUCUCUGCCUUUACGCCAAAGAUGGAGAAAACAUGUAUAAACAAGGUAGCUGAUCAUUUUUGCGGGAAAAUUCCAAAUUAAAAUGUAAAAGUCAAGAGGAG
This is a messenger RNA of Blastomyces dermatitidis ER-3, 2135 nucleotides long. Its product is annotated as protein phosphatase methylesterase 1, variant. Bases 241 to 1563 code for a protein of 440 amino acids. Lineage: Eukaryota; Fungi; Ascomycota; Eurotiomycetes; Onygenales; Ajellomycetaceae. The record is from RefSeq and is a predicted model, not a curated record. Gene Ontology annotation, biological process: protein demethylation. Gene Ontology annotation, molecular function: protein methylesterase activity. The transcript is spliced from 5 exons.